AUGAGAGUUCUGGCCUCUUUGCUUGCAGGGCAGGCCUUUGCAGCUAACACCUGUGAGGUUAACUCUGACAGGUCCAAAAGCGCAAUCUGCUCUGCACUUGUUGCUUUUUGCAAUACUAACUCUGGUCUUUCUGGCUGUUCAGCCCAGAAUUUCACAACAAGAAAUUGCUGCGAAAAUGAUCUUACUAGCUGUUCAAAAGCGCAAGUGAUAGAAGAAGGAAGUGCUGCGUACCAAGAAAAAUUUGCUAGCGGGGGUCAUUGUAAUCACAAAACUACGAUUCGGGUGGACCCUCCGAAAGAAUGCAUAGCAAAAGAAAGUAUGAGCAGUGUUAAUAUCUGCUGGAAGCUUAAAUGGUAUUGUCACGAUCCAACUGCCCAGGGUAUUUACGCAAUGAUGGAUGGAAACGGCCCUUGCGGAAACAAUCAAUGGGCUACGGUCGGCUGUUGCUACGCUGGCGAUGCUGGAGCUAGCUGUAAUCGUGCUCAACUCCUUCAAGAUACUACCGAAAUAGCAGACUACUUUUACCGAGGUAGUGGAAACUGUAAUACUGCAGAUUUCGUCUUGGCUGAUCGUGAUAUUCCAACUACAACAACAACAACGACGACGACAACUACUACGACAACGACGACCACCACAUCGCCGCCGCCGCCACCCCGAUGCGAAUCAAGAAGGGAUAAAGGAAAGAAUGCAGUCUGCGCUAGAUUGAAUUCAAUCUGUUCGGGCUCGACUCUCACUUCUUGCGCAGUCGAGAAUUGGACAACAAAAGCAUGCUGUGAGGGAUCAGCAUCUUGCACUGCGGCAGAGGUAUUUGCGGAUGGUGAUCUGAUCUUUGAAGAAAACUAUCGAAAUGGCGGCAGCUGUAACGCUAAGGAAAACAUUCACAUUGAAGAAGAAACUCCAAACCGCUGUUCCGUGCUUCGAUCUAAGUCAACAGUGGAUAUUUGCUGGAUGAUGAAAUGGUACUGCCAUGAUCCAAAUGCUAAAGGAACAAUUGAUAUGACCCUCGGAAGUGGUCCAUGCACAAACGCGGCUUGGGGAACCAUCGGUUGUUGCUAUGCGGGAGACAAUGGUGCUGGAUGCAACAGGGACAGUAUUCUUGCGGACGCUGACGAUAUGGCUGACUAUAGAUUCCGAACACUCGAAAACUGUCCAACUCAGGACUUCUUUCAGGAAGCUCGACCGGCUCCGACAACCACAACGACGACGACAACCACCACAACAACAACAACUCAGCCACCAGGACCCUGGAUUGUCGGAGAGACGGAAGUUUUCUUCGACGACUUUACUGACUACAACACUUUCAGAGAUCAAUGGAUAGUCGAAGUUACGCCAGACCCUCACAAUAAUGAGUAUCAGUAUUACACAGAUCGAAAGGCAAAUGCAGAUGUUAUUGAUGGAAAACUUGUCCUUACUGCAAAGAGAGAAAAUUUUGGCCAUCGACAAUACACCUCCGGACGUGUCGUAUCCAAGUACGCUUUCAAAUAUGGAAAGAUUGAGGUUGUCGCUAAGACUCCGGCUGGCCGCGGUCUUUGGCCCGCCAUCUGGCUCUUGCCCGAAGAAGAUGUCUGUGGCGGUUGGCCACGAUCUGGUGAGAUCGACAUUUUUGAAGGACGAGGUCAAAAUCCACAAGAAAUGGUUUCUACGAUUCAUUUCGGGCCCCUCUGGCCAAAUAACCAGUAUCUUCAUGGUCCAAAUAUUCAAUCUGACUGCGAUUAUACUGCUGGCUUCCAUAAAUGGACACUUGAAUGGACUCCAAACGAAUUGGUCUAUUCGUUCGAUGAUGAAGUGAUGUAUAUCCAGUCGCUUGAUACAGUCAUUGACUCAUAUUACGGAAACAACUGGCAGAGACCCUUCGAUCAAUAUUUCCAUAUUAUUCUCAAUACUGCUGUUGGUGGUGAUUUUGUUGAUGGGCCCGACGCAAACGACGUGUGGGACUAUCCAGAAGCAGAAUUUCAAAUCGAGUCAGUGAAAAUUACACCUUUUACUGACAUAAUUGAUCCAGCUAAGACUACUUGCGAAACCUCUUCCCAUUGCAAUAAUUGCAAAGCUGACACAGAUUUCUGCAGCGGUCAAAAUAGUUAUGAAAAAUAUAUCUUACUCAGCAAUCCAGUUAAUCCUGUUCAAUGUACGGCCAAUACAGGAAAAAGCAACACAGAUCUUUGUUGGGGAAUGAAGUGGUUCUGCCAUGAUCCAAACGCACAGAGUCCAUUCAAUUGGGGAAGUAUGGCUGUUUGUAAUGGUCAAUGGGAAACGAUUGGCUGCUGCUAUUCUGGAGACAACGGCGCUGGUUGCAACCGCAAUAGUCUUCUGGCUGACGUGAGUGAUUUGGGAGCAAAAGUUUACGAGGUGACUGGAGAGUGUACAAACAGGCGAGGACAAGAUACUAACGGCGCCAUCAUCAAACUUGCAGGCGAUUUGUCAGUUUCCUGUGCAUCUGAGCCGACAACAACAACAACUACAACUACAACUACAACAACGACAACUACAACUACAACGACGACGACAACUACUACGACAACGACGACCACCACAUCGCCGCCGCCGCCACCCAGAUGCGAAUCAAGAAGGGAUAAAGGAAAGAAUGCAGUCUGCGCUAAAUUGAAUUCAAUCUGUUCGGGCUCGACUCUCACUUCUUGCGCAGUCGAGAAUUGGACAACAAAAGCAUGCUGUGAGGGAUCAGCAUCUUGCACUGCAGCAGAAGUAUUUGCGGAUGGUGAUCUGAUCUUUGAAGAAAACUAUCGAAAUGGCGGCAGCUGUAACGCUAAGGAAAACAUUCACAUUGAAGAAGAAACUCCAAACCGCUGUUCCGUGCUUCGAUCUAAGUCAACAGUGGAUAUUUGCUGGAUGAUGAAAUGGUACUGCCAUGAUCCAAAUGCUAAAGGAACAAUUGAUAUGACCCUCGGAAGUGGUCCAUGCACAAACGCGGCUUGGGGAACCAUCGGCUGUUGCUAUGCGGGAGACAAUGGUGCUGGAUGCAACAGGGAUAGUAUUCUUGCGGACGCUGACGAUAUGGCUGACUAUAGAUUCCGAACACUCGAAAACUGUCCAACUCAGGACUUCUUUCAGGAAGCUCGACCGGCUCCGACAACCACAACGACGACGACAACCACCACAACAACAACAACUCAGCCACCAGGACCCUGGAUUGUCGGAGAGACGGAAGUUUUCUUCGACGACUUUACUGACUACAACACUUUCAGAGAUCAAUGGAUAGUCGAAGUCACGCCAGAUCCUCACAAUAAUGAGUAUCAGUAUUACACAGAUCGAAAGGCAAAUGCAGAUGUUAUUGAUGGAAAACUUGUCCUUACUGCAAAGAGAGAAAAUUUUGGCCAUCGACAAUACACCUCCGGACGUGUCGUAUCCAAGUACGCUUUCAAAUAUGGAAAGCUUGAGGUUGUCGCUAAGACUCCAGCUGGCCGCGGUCUUUGGCCCGCCAUCUGGCUCUUGCCCGAAGAAGAUGUCUAUGGCGGUUGGCCACGAUCUGGUGAGAUCGACAUUUUUGAAGGACGAGGUCAAAAUCCCCAAGAAAUGGUUUCUACGAUUCAUUUCGGGCCCCUCUGGCCAAAUAACCAAUAUCUUCAUGGUCCAAAUAUUCAAUCCAACUGCGACUAUACUGCUGGUUUCCAUAAAUGGACACUUGAAUGGACUCCAAACGAAUUGGUCUAUUCGUUCGAUGAUGAAGUGAUGUAUAUCCAGUCGCUUGAUACAGUCAUUGACUCAUAUUACGGAAACAACUGGCAGAGACCCUUCGAUCAAUAUUUCCAUAUUAUUCUCAAUACUGCUGUUGGUGGUGAUUUCGUUGAUGGGCCUGACGCAAACGACGUGUGGGACUAUCCAGAAGCAGAAUUUCAAAUCGAAUCAGUGAAAAUUACACCUUUUACUGACAUAAUUGAUCCAGCUCAGACUACUUGCGAAACCUCUUCUCAUUGCAAUAAUUGCAAAGCUGACACAGAUUUCUGCAGCGGUCAAAAUAGUUAUGAAAAAUAUAUCUUACUCAGCAAUCCAGUUAAUCCUGUUCAAUGUACGGCCAAUACAGGAAAAAGCAACACAGAUCUUUGUUGGGGAAUGAAGUGGUUCUGCCAUGAUCCAAACGCACAGAGUCCAUUCAAUUGGGGAAGUAUGGCUGUUUGUAAUGGUCAAUGGGAAACGAUUGGCUGCUGCUAUUCUGGAGACAACGGCGCUGGUUGCAACCGCAAUAGUCUUCUGGCUGAUGUGAGUGAUUUGGGAGCAAAAGUUUACGAAGUGACUGGAGAGUGUACAAACAGGCGAGGACAAGAUACUAACGGCGCCAUCAUCAAACUUGCAGGCGAUUUGUCAGUUUCCUGUGCAUCUGAGCCGACAACAACAACAACUACGACUACAACAACUACAACUACAACAACGACGACUACAUCUACAACUACAACUACAACUACAACAACGACGACGACAACUACAACUACAACAACUACAACGACGACUACAACUACGACAACUACAACUACAACUACAACUACAACAACGACGACUACAACUACAACCACAACAGAACAAAAUCUUUGCUAA
Molecule: messenger RNA, 4545 nt
Organism: Oikopleura dioica
Lineage: Eukaryota; Metazoa; Chordata; Appendicularia; Copelata; Oikopleuridae
Source: the annotation of a GenBank genome assembly